AACAUUUUUAAUUUACGUAUGAAAUUAGUUGAACCUACACUUUGUUGGGCCGACCCGUCUAAAGUAUGCGGGUGUCCACCGCUCAACCGUGAUCGCCUUCCGCCGGCCGAAUCGCCAUUUCCGACUCCUUGUGCAACACAGAACCACCAAAUGUUGAGAGUGGUUUCCCAGUUACGAUCCCAUCCUUGGAGCCCCAAAACCCUACCGCACCUUUCCCCGCCGCACCCAAUUCCCAGCUUCCGGUCGCUCUCGGGUUCGCCGCCGCGGCUGCAGAGGCGGCAGGACGAUGAUGGACGCGACGAGCCCAUAAAAUCAUCAAAUAUUCUUGUAGUGCAGCCCCGGUUAAAACCCAAAUCCGCUUUGAAGCCUAAGCUCGCAGAGGCUCUCAAUCUUGCCAAUUCCCUCGAAGAACCGCGAGAUGGGUUCUACGAAACUGAGUUCUCCGAGAAAGAGGCUCCUCCUCAUAUAGUUGUUCAGAACCCAGCCGGCAGAGGCUGCCGUGCCGAUACUUACUUUGGGCUAGGGACAGUAAACACAGUAAAAUGCCAUAUAAAUGCAUUGGACUCUAAGGGGGGAGUGGAUGCAGUAUUUGUAAAUGCAAUGCUCUCUGGAGUCCAGCAGCGAAAUUUGGGUCGCGAAUGGGGUAAGCCUGUUAUUGAUCGUGUCGGUCUUAUCAUAGAAAUAUUCAAUGCACAUGCACAGACGAAGGAAGCAAAGUUACAGGCUGAGCUGGCAGCUCUUAUGCACAAGAAGAGCCUGCUUGUACGUUCACGUGGUCCGGGUGGGCGCUCUACGUUUGGUGUGAUGGGAGAAGCUGAGGUUGUUAGUGCUAGAGGGAAAGGAAGCGGAGGGCGUGGGUUUAUUAGUGGUUCUGGAGAGUCAGAAUUGCAACUCCAACGGCGAAGAAUUUUAGAGCGUCGGAUGCAAUUAUUAUCUGAAAUCAAAGAGGUGCGCCGUACCCGAGCCUUGCAACGUGCUUCUCGCAAGAGGCAUGGUGGGUCCGAUGGCCACAGCAUUGCCACCGUUGCUGUUGUGGGUUAUACAAAUGCUGGAAAGUCUACACUAGUAAGUGCCCUUACAGACAACUAUCUCUACAGUGAUGACCGGUUGUUUGCAACUGUUGACCCAAAACUGAGCAGUGUUGUUCUGCCAUCAGGGAGGAAGGUCCUUUUAAGUGAUACGGUCGGAUUCAUAUCAGACUUGCCUGUCAAGCUAGUGGAAGCAUUUCAUGCAACAUUGGAAGAGGUCGUUGAAGCGGAUAUUCUUUUGCACGUGCUAGAUUCAAGUGCGCCGAAUCUUGAUGAACAGCGGAGGACUGUGUUGCAAGUUCUGGAGCAGAUAGGUGUGUCCGAGGAGAAGCUUGAGAACAUGAUUGAAGUGUGGAACAAGAUUGAUCUUGACGAGGAGGAGUUCCACUUUGAUGAAGAAAUGGAAGAAAAGGAGGAAGAAAAUGAUGAAGUCGACAAUGGAGAGAUGAAUGAUGAAAAUGGUGACCAGGCUGACGCCUGCUGGUUAGCCUCAGAGGGGGAGGAAGAAGAAGACUCGUGGGUUGACUAUGACGGGUCAUCCGUUGGGUGCGGGGAUUCGGACGCCUCUUGGGUGGCCCCCACCAAGGGGUGGUGGGCUAGGAAGAAGAGCAGAGAUUUAGAGGCCAAAUCUGGUCUUGUUCCACAUGUCAAAACAUCGGCGGUGACUGGUGUCGGGUUGCAGGAGUUGCUGGAGUUGAUCGACGAGAGGGUGAAUCAGGUGCCCCAGGCUGCACCGGAAGCCACCAUCUUUGGUCGGAAGUGGAGGCCGCCGCCGCCGCCGCCGCCGACUGAAGAUGCUACCGGGACCGUGACACAUGUGAAUCACGUCUAGUAGUAUUUUUUUACCAUCACUAACCAAAAUACUCCGUGUGUGAUAUAAUACUCCAUUUACCCCAAUGAAGUUCUCUCUUUUUCUCUCCUUUUUUAAAGACAAUAUCUGAGAGUCCAACAUACAACACCAAGUCACUAAAUGUAAGCAUAAAACACUUCAAAUUGUCACUACCCAGGUAAUCUUCUGGAAAGUCAACAAUGUGUGAACUUUAUUUGGGGAUAAAUACUAAAGAGGAUAUACUCUUUUUGUAUUUAGGUAGUGUGUGCCAUUGGGU
Cuscuta campestris is the source of this 2134-nucleotide messenger RNA. NCBI's taxonomy places the organism in Eukaryota, Viridiplantae, Streptophyta, Magnoliopsida, Solanales, Convolvulaceae. The record is from the annotation of a GenBank genome assembly.